This is a messenger RNA of Funneliformis caledonium, 319 nucleotides long. The record is from the annotation of a GenBank genome assembly. NCBI's taxonomy places the organism in Eukaryota, Fungi, Glomeromycota, Glomeromycetes, Glomerales, Glomeraceae.
AUGAUUUCACGCUUAAGAUUGCUAAGGCCUCCGAUGCAGUUCUAUCGUCCCUUGUGGCCACAACGUAGAUUAUCAUCCUCUCUCAUUAACCAACACAAUUAUGACUUUACACCAAUUCUUGCCGAAUUACCCAAAGAUUCAAAAGCUAUACCGAAAAUCAUGAAUUUCACUGUGGUUUUAAUGAAGGAUUUAAUGCAGGAAAAAGUGGAUUUAAUGGAAAAAAAAGAACGUGAAAAAUUGGAUUUAUCGAAUGAUUUAAUGGAAAAAAAAGAACGUGAAAAAUUGGAUUUAUCGAAUGAUUUAAUGGAAAAAAAAGAAC